AGAAACAAUAUUGACAUCAGGCAUAGUACUUCUCCAUGAUAAUGCCGCAUACUGCAGCUAUAACAAAUCUACUCUCCGCCACUUCCAAUUUCCAUCUCUUUGCUCACACACUGUCUCUCAAACAACGAGCCGCAGAUCGCUUCCAUGACGAGGGUGUUGAAAAAUUGGUGAUACAACAAAUGAUUUAAUCAGAACGACGACUACGUAGAGAAGUAGCUGUAAGAUUUAUCAGUUUUGAUUCACAGUAGUUUUGAAUGAGGCUGAAAGAGGAAAAUAAGACUAGGUAGAAAGACAGAAAGAAUAGAGCUCUAAACAAAUAAGUCUAAGAUUAGAUGACAUCAAGGAUGAUUUUAGAUCCGAUGUUCAGAAAUAACAAGAUUAAUAUUUACGACGUCCAAUACUAUGCAGAGAAGAUUUUCGAUGAUGUUGAGAUAGGAUGUUAAUAUAUGAUGGAAAAGAUGUUGCUGGAGGUCAAGAUGGUGUCGAGGGAGUAGCUUGUAAUGGUGAGUUAUCUGCACAAGUUGAGGUCGUGUCGGGUGUGCCGCAGGGUUCUAUUCUUGGCCCAAUUCUGUUUUCAAUUUAUACUUCCCAACUGUGUUUGGCUGUAAAGCACUGUACUGCGCAGAUGUAUGCUGAUGAUAUUCAAUUAUACUACACUUUUUCAACAUCAAAUCUAGCUGUGGCUGAAAGUAAUAUUAAUGCUGACUUGAAGGCCUUGGUCAAUACUGCUAAUGAGCACAGCUUAAGGAUAAAUCCAUCUAAGUCAUCGGUGAUGGUCUUUGGGAGCCGGGGUGUUUUGGACGAAGUCAGGGAUGGGUUGAGCUUGAAAAUUGACUCUGAUGUUUUGCAGGUUGCUGAAAGUGCAAGGAAUUUGGGUAUCAUUAUUGACAGUAAACUUAGAUUUGACUCGUACAUUGGUAGUCUACUGCGUCGUGCAUAUGCAGCGUUAAAAUUGCUCUAUAAUAGUAGGCAUUUAUUGGAACAGCAACUGCGGAUACGCUUGUGUGACGCCCUGGUUCUCUCGAUCUUUAAUUACGGUGAUGUAUUAUAUGGCCCUUGUAUUGAUAAUAUUCACAAGGUAAGAAUUCAAAGAGUUCAGAAUGCGUGCUUACGUUUUAUUUAUGGCAUUAGGAAAUAUGCGAGUAUCUCAUACACCUUAAAAUGGGUGGGCUGGUUGAAUAUGUCACGUCGUAGGGCCCUUCACUCUGCUUGCCUCUACCAUAAGGUUCUGACUACCAAAUGUCCACCAUAUUUAUACAACAAAAUUCAAUUUCGAACAGACGUUCAUAAUAUUAAUAUUAGGCACAGACAUACGUUAACAAUACCCCAGCAUCGACUGGAAAUUUUUAAAAGAUCUUUCACGUAUUGUGUGCCUAAUUUGUUGAAUAACUGUCCACUUUCGGUCUUGCAGGAAUCUGAGCGGGUUUUCAGGGUGAUAUAUAGGUCUGAGUUAUUGAAUGAGCAGAAUUGUGAUGACAUAUGAAUCAAUUUUUUUUUUUUUUUUUUUUUUCUCUUUUUUCUUUCUUUUAUUGUUUUUUCGUGUUUCUUCUCCUUUCCUUGUCUUAGCUCUUCUUAUUUACUAGAAAGCUAGUCUUACUAUUAUGUAUAAUUGGUAUUAAUUUUAAGUUUUUGGUAACAACUAGUCUUUCUAUUUCCGUUUGCCGUCAUGAAGUUUAAGUUUAUUUAUACAAAAUGUAGAACAAGGACCAAUGAAAAACAGCUGACCCACUGGGAAUGCUGACGUGGUCCUUUUUAACUCAUGGCAUUUCAUUUUGGUUUUAUUUUAGUUUUUAAGUAUUUUGUUAUUGGGGUUUAUAAUGGUGCUAUGGGUUAAUAAACAUUAUUAUUAUUAUUAUUAUGUUAUGGCUAAAUGCGAUUGAUUAAUAUUUGAAGAGUAUCAUCAGCAUACAUUUGUAUUAAAUUAAUAUUAAAAACUAUAAAUGGAAUUAUAAAGGAAUUAAAAGGAACGCAAACAAAAUACAAAAUAUUGCGAUCAAACAAUGGUGAGAAUUGAAAUAAAAAAAAUCCUCGGAAUUCAAACUGUAAACUGAGAAUGAAUUCGUAUUAAAAAUUGGAAAUAUCCGUUUCGGUGGGUAUUAUUACGUACAAUAGCGGCCUUGGACGGGAUUUUUACCAGGCCCGUAGAGAGAGAUUAUCAUCUACAACAACAUCCGUGCCGGCAGCAAGUACCGCAUGCAACAUAGAAAAAAACGUAAAAAAAUACAAAAACGCAGUAUUGGGAACCGGUUUGACAGUGUUCCCGAAAAUUUUUUUCAUGGAAAAAAUGGUACCGCGCAUUUACCGAUGGCUCUUCCAUGCAUUUUUCGUGAAAAUCGCGUGUGCCAUAGAAGCGAGCAUCGUUAACGGUAAUGCAAAACCGGUGGAACCCCGUCCGGGAGCUUUUCCGUUUCAAGCUGCCCUCAUGGAACGAUUGCCCGAUAAAAAAGGAUAUCAUACUUUUUGCGGAGGCAGCUUAAUUCACCCGAUAUGGAUUUUAACAGCAGCUCAUUGCGUACAAAUCGAUUUAGACUCACCUAAAUUAAAUCCAAAAAAAACUUAUGUAGCAUUGGGGAGCGUUUAUAGAAACGGACGUGGAGGUCAAAUAAUAAGGAUAGAAUCAACAAAAAUGCACCCGAAUUAUCUAAAAUUAGAUAAAAGCGAUUUGGCUUUGUUAAAAUUAACGAAACCCGCGAAAUUGAACCGUUUUGUGAAGUUGGUUCGCCUCCAUUUGGAUAAUAAGGAAACUUUGGAAGGAAAAACGGCUUAUUUAACGGGAUUUGGGAUUAUCGAUGAUCAAUUCCACACAUCACAACGAUUAAGAAAGGCUACAUUUAAAAUAAGCCCCCCAAAAAAAUGUUUUGGAAAUAAACAAACAUUAAACGGGGAACUUUGCGCCGCAUCAACAGUUGAGGAAGGAAAAGCUUGCAAAGGUGAUAGUGGAGGUCCUCUUACGAUUAUAAAAAACGGGAAAUUGAUUCAAAUUGGGGUUACAAGCCGUUUGGCUUUACUCCCAUUUUGUAAAAUAGGGUUUAAUAAUUCGAUCUACACCCGAGUUUCGGCGUAUAUUAAUUGGAUUUCUAAAAUAACUGGGAUUGAUUUUAAUAAAAAUAAUUUAACCUAAUUUUUUGACGUUUGUGCAAUUUGGGUUGCAUAACUCAAAUUAUUUUUAUUCCCUUAAUUUUAAUUAAUAAUUUUUAAACAAUUAUUCAACGUAUUUAGGUAACUCCCCCACAUGAUUGAGGUUGGAGGAAGAUAAAAGAGACUUUAAAACGAAAAAAGAGACUGAGCAGAAAGCUUCAACAUUAAAAAUU
This is a messenger RNA of Onthophagus taurus, 3311 nucleotides long. RefSeq names its product plasminogen-like. Gene Ontology annotation, molecular function: serine-type endopeptidase activity. Lineage: Eukaryota; Metazoa; Arthropoda; Insecta; Coleoptera; Scarabaeidae. Gene Ontology annotation, biological process: proteolysis. The record is from RefSeq and is a predicted model, not a curated record.